CAGUCGUACCAGGGUCGUCAGAGGGGUCGGACCGCAAUCUAGUCAUUGUAUUUUUUAAUAUAUUUUAAUACCGUAAUCAAAAGGUCAUCAUGAAAGUGUUCAUCGUGUUGGCAGCCGUCGCUGCCCUUGCGAGUGCACAAUUCAAAUGUCCGAACAAAGAUGGUCAAUAUGAAGACGAAAGACAGUGCGACAAGUUCUACGAGUGUGUAGAUGGUGUCGCCACCACCAAGCUUUGCCCCGACGGUCUUGUGUUCGACCCUACCAUUAGGAAGAUCAACAAGUGCGACCAACCCUUCAAUGUAGACUGCGGUGACAGGACUGAACUUCAACCUGCAAAGGCUAACCACCUGUGCCCACGCCGUAACGGUUUCUUCGCUCACCCCGAACCCUCCGUCUGUAACAUCUUCUACAAUUGUAUCGAGGGUGAAGCAAUCGAGGUCAAGUGUACAGCUGGACUCCACUUCGACGAGUACUCCGGAACCUGCGUGUGGCCUGACUCCAUCGGCAGACAAGGGUGUGCCGCCCAGGACAAAAAGACCAAGGACGGUUUCGAAUGUCCCAAAGACCCGCCAACCGAUCCUCAAGGUCAAGCUAUCGCUCACCCCAAAUACCCCCACCCCAAUGACUGCCAACGCUUCUACGUAUGUUUGAACGGCGUUGAACCCCGUGACCUCGGUUGCCAAGUCGGAGAGGUGUACAAUGAGGAGUCCCAGAAAUGUGACGCUCCUGAAAACGUACGCGGAUGUGAGGACUGGUACAAGGACGCUGAAGAAGCCGCGCCCGCUCCCAAAUCGAGGUCCUAAGCUAGUGAUACGUUAUGUAUAGUUACACCUAAGACUUGAUAAGUUAAUAUACUUUAAGAUUUAAAAAUAAA
Molecule: messenger RNA, 874 nt
Organism: Melitaea cinxia (Glanville fritillary)
Lineage: Eukaryota; Metazoa; Arthropoda; Insecta; Lepidoptera; Nymphalidae
Product: protein obstructor-E-like
Exons: 5
Coding region: 90-803 (237 amino acids)
Cellular component (GO): extracellular region
Molecular function (GO): chitin binding
Source: RefSeq, a predicted model, not a curated record